Molecule: messenger RNA, 1389 nt
Organism: Varroa destructor (honeybee mite)
Lineage: Eukaryota; Metazoa; Arthropoda; Arachnida; Mesostigmata; Varroidae
Biological process (GO): regulation of cell cycle
Source: RefSeq, a predicted model, not a curated record
GCAGCGUCGCUAUGAUCCGCAUGGCAGGAUUUGGAAAGCUUGGCUCCUUCGUAGACCCUGAUCCUAUACAGCCUCACAAGAUUCAAUGUUUAGGUCAAAAGACCGCUUCUCCUGUUGGCGAAGUCGAAACGACUUCAGCGGGGCCGGCCUUCACUCUGUCCAGUGGCUCGUUGUUGCAAGCAUCCUAGUGACGCAAUCGGCGUCGUCGAUGACUGUCUCGCCAGCAUUCGUAGCGUCAUCCUCACCAGACGGCGGUCAGAUACUGCCAGUGCAACUUUCACAAAUGAACUGCUCAGCGGCAAUCGCCACCUGCCUGAAGAAGUCGCAGAAUUGCCAACUUGUACAUCACGCUUAUACCCUUGGCUGCUCGAAAGAACUGCAGGGAAGAACCGUGGAAGGACUUUGCCUCGACAAGUGUCGAUUGUCACUAAUAUCACUGUCGUCAAUUAUCGAAGGCUACGAGGUAAUCACGUGUUCGUGCGCUCGUGGCGACAAGGAGUGUGCGAGUAUGCGGAACAUAGAAAACUGUUGGCCAGAGCGGCUUGACUUCAACGAGAGCGAAUUUGAACGGAAGCGCGUCGAUUUCGUGCAGCAGCGGCUCGACUAUAAGCAUAGGCUGGGCGAAUACCAACAAAAACAUGUUCAGGCGGCGGCUACGCAUCUGCAGUUCGUCGAAGAACCCCCCUAUAAUCCACAGGUGUCCUGUGUUGAGCGGCAUCGUCUAUGUAGGGAGAACGGCCUUUGUCAACAAGCGUACGUGCAGUAUGGUCAUGCGUGCCGAUCAACCAUUGAAAAGACGUCUGAGCCAUGCUCAGCACAAUGUGCGGCCAGUGCACGCGUUCUCUAUUCGGUAUCAGAUGGUGGUUAUUUCGCGUGUAUCUGCGACGCGCAGACGAAUGAUCCUGAAGGCGAAUAUUGGUGCCGGCGGCAGAAGCGCCUCAUCGCCGUCAAGUGCUUCGGCUUUAAGCGAGCUUUCACGUCUGGCGUCGCACUGCCUGUGGCGUUAAGUCCAAUUCUCGCAUCGAUCGUCCCCGUAGGCUUUGUGGCAUUGGUCACUAUGGUAAUCGUGCCAUAUCGGUAACAAUCGCCUACAAGCCUUGUGCGGCCGCGUUUUCAUGCGUCGUCGAACGUCGUGAUCAAUACUGCUAUUGACCAGCAAGCAGUUGUUUACCUAUUUUUAACAGCAUCAUCACAACGGCUACUGCUAAUAUUGACUCAUGUCCUUCUUAACAUCGCGCAGUUCGAUAGCAGCAUCUUUAAGCUCAUUUCUGCCACCAAAAUGACCGUGACGAUAAUAGUCAUAAUAACGACGAUUCGGAUAUUGAUGAUAAUGGAGCUGCUAAAAACAAAAUCUGAUUUCUUCAGCUGUGCGUGCUUCUUUCUGGUUUU